AUGUUCGUCAAGCGUCUCCAGUGCACCGUCACGGUGCUUUCUACAGUGCUUAAGCACACCCAAACGCGUUCAAUUGGUUUCCUAUCGUCACUACCAGAGGAACAUUCAAUGCUACGCGGCAUGUGUAUGCAAUACACAGCUAAAAACUUGAAACCAGUUGCUGGACAGCUGGAUAAAGAGCACAAAUUUCCGGCCAAACAAGUGAAGGAGCUCGGGGAAAUGGGCCUUAUGGGCGUCGCCAUUGACGAUCAGUAUGGAGGAGCUGGACUAGAUUAUUUGGCUUAUGCUAUUGCUAUCGAGGAGAUUAGUCGCGGGUGUGCAUCUACAGGCGUCAUUAUGUCGGUCAACAAUUCAUUGUACUGCGCACCGCUGGAUAAAUUUGGCACUCCUGAGCAAAAGGAAAAACACUUGACACCUUUUGCUAAGGGAGAGAAGCUCGGCUGCUUUGGAUUGAGUGAACCUGGUAAUGGCAGUGAUGCUGGUGCGGCGUCAACUACUGCACGGGUCACUGACAAGGGAUACGUGUUAAAUGGCACAAAGGCGUGGAUUACUAAUGCUCAUGAUGCAGAUCAGGCAAUUGUGUUUGCUACGACGGACAAGUCGCUGAAACAUAAGGGCAUUAGCGCUUUUAUCGUGCCGACCAAUGCACCAGGCUUCUCGCUGGGCAAGAAGGAGGAUAAGCUCGGGAUCCGUGCAUCGAGCACGGGCAAUCUCAUCUUUGAGGAUGUUGAGGUCCCAAAGGAUAACCUGCUUGGUAAGGAAGGAGAUGGGUUUAAGAUUGCUAUGGUCACGCUGGACUCGGGUCGGAUCGGCAUUGCAGCGCAAGCACUGGGGAUUGCUCAGGCCUCAUACGACUGUGCUAUCGCAUAUGCGCAGACUCGCAAGACGUUCAAUGUACCUUUGGCCAAGAACCCCAUCAUUCAGACCAAGUUGUCAACGAUGGCAAUGGAGAUCGAGGCUGCGCGUUUACUGACAUGGAAAGCUUCCGUCGAGAAAGAUGCCGGCCGUCCAUUUACGAAACUAGCGGCCAUGGCGAAACUCAAGGCGUCGGAAGUAGCCACAUUGUGCUCUCACGAGGCGAUCCAAGUGCUCGGUGGCAUGGGCUACGUGUCUGACAUGCCAGCUGAACGCCAUUACCGCGACGCACGUAUCACGGAGAUCUACGAAGGCACAUCCGAGAUCAUGCACCUGGUCAUUGCAGGCGUACUUAACAAGGAAUUCGCUGAGACUAACUAG
This is a messenger RNA of Peronospora farinosa, 1236 nucleotides long. The record is from the annotation of a GenBank genome assembly. Lineage: Eukaryota; Oomycota; Peronosporomycetes; Peronosporales; Peronosporaceae.